This is a messenger RNA of Dendrobium catenatum, 945 nucleotides long. RefSeq lists its product as uncharacterized. The record is from RefSeq and is a predicted model, not a curated record. Lineage: Eukaryota; Viridiplantae; Streptophyta; Magnoliopsida; Asparagales; Orchidaceae. The transcript is spliced from 2 exons. Gene Ontology annotation, molecular function: catalytic activity. Bases 1 to 945 code for a protein of 314 amino acids.
AUGGCGGCGUGGAACAUCAGGGGAUUCAACCACCCUGAUAAGGUAUUUGCCUGUAAGCGUCUGAUUCAAUCUCACAAGCUCGACUUGAUUUGUAUUUUAGAGAAUCGUAUCAAUAUUCUCUCUUUCCAAGAUCCUUUCUUCGAGAUUUCUCAUUCUCUCUUCCCUAAUGAAGCUAGCUGUAAUAAUUUUGCCCUUAAUUCUUCGGGCCGCAUUUGGAUUAAAUGGAAUGCCUCUAAAAUCUGUUUCAAGCCUACGCAGAUUUCACCUCAGAUCAUCUCUGGUUUUAUCCUAGUGGCUAAUCAACCAAUUCUUCAUCUCUCGGCCAUUUAUGCCUCAAAUAAUCAGUUGGAGCGUAAGGAACUCUGGGAAGCUAUUGCUGAUAUUCAUGCUUCCAUCAAUCUUCCGUGGGCUCUUAUGGGAGAUUAUAAUUGCUGUAGAUUUGCAUCAGAUAAAUUGGGUGGUAUUCCUAUCUCCAUGUCCUCUCUAGCUGAUUUCAAUACUAUGAUCUUCAACAAUGGCCUGAAGGAUCUUACUUCUGUUGGUCUCAACUACUCUUGGUUCAAUCAGCGCUCUGAUAAUCCAAUUCACAUCAAAUUGGACCAUGUUCUCGUUAAUGAUCUGUGGUUGGAAUCUUUUGCUGGCUCUUAUUGCUCCUUCCAAAACCCAUCUUGCUCGGAUCAUACACCUAUUUUAUUACACUCUGGGAAUCCUCUUUCCCACUUUAGCAAUUCUUUGAAAUUGUUUAAAGAGUGCAUCAAAAAGGAGGGUUGGUCUUCUUCAAACUGUGUUAAAAAGCAUCUUGAUGCUUUGCUGGGCAAGCAGAAGUCUUUGUUGGAGCUGCUGCAAAUGGACCAUAACAAUAGGGAGAUUAAUCUCUCUUACAAAGCUAUUAAUUCUGAAGUUGCCAACUUUUUGGGCCAGCUGGGGGAGGUGUAUUGGACCUAG